Messenger RNA from Argentina anserina (silverweed cinquefoil), 1774 nucleotides. Its product is annotated as probable inorganic phosphate transporter 1-9. Gene Ontology annotation, biological process: transmembrane transport. Gene Ontology annotation, cellular component: membrane. Gene Ontology annotation, molecular function: transmembrane transporter activity. The record is from RefSeq and is a predicted model, not a curated record. NCBI's taxonomy places the organism in Eukaryota, Viridiplantae, Streptophyta, Magnoliopsida, Rosales, Rosaceae. The transcript is spliced from 2 exons. Bases 133 to 1692 code for a protein of 519 amino acids.
AUUCACGAUAUUGGCCCAUUCGCUCCAUCAAUAGGCAUAAGCUAUGCCUUGUUAUAUAAGUUGAACCAUUUUCAGACCAAAAAGUACGAGCCUUCAAAUUAGAGCAAGCAAAAGUGAAUCGAGUGACAAGUUAUGGCGUUGAAGGUGCUCUCAGCACUUGACACGGCGAAGACACAAUGGUACCACUUCAAGGCCAUCAUCAUAGCCGGCAUGGGCCUCUUCACCGACGCCUACGACCUCUUCUGCAUCUCUCUCAUCAUGAGACUCCUAGGCCGCAUAUACUACGACCACCACCCCAAAGACUUCGACAGUAACGACAACAACUUUGCGAUCCCGCCGUUGGUCGUUUCGGCUAUGGUGGGCUUCCCUCUUCUUGGCACCAUCAUCGGGCAGCUGCUCUUCGGCAGGCUAGGGGACCUGGUCGGUAGGAGACAUGUAUACGGGCUUUCACUGAUGGUGAUGGUGCUGAGCUCCAUAGGGUGCGGCUUCUCCAUCUGCACCUCCAGAACUUGUGUCCUAGUCAGCCUCGGCUUCUUCCGUUUCCUCCUCGGUGUAGGCAUCGGCGGAGACUACCCUCUCUCGGCGACUAUCAUGUCGGAGUUUGCAAACAAGAGAACACGUGGUUCGUUCAUAGCAGCAGUUUUCUCCAUGCAAGGGUUCGGGAUUCUGGCGAGCUCCAUAGUGACCAUCGUGGUGUGCGCCGUCUUUAACUUGGUUGAAAGUCCAGAUCCGAAGGAAGCGACGCCGGAUGUGGCUGACAUGGCUUGGAGGUUGAUACUCAUGCUCGGUGCAAUUCCGGCUGCCAUGACGUACUACUGGAGGAUGAUGAUGCCUGAAACCGCCAGAUAUACAGCAUUGGUAGAGCGAAAUGUGGUGCAAGCAGCUAAGGACAUGGAGAAAGUGCUGGCUGUUUCCUUGAGUCAAAUUGUAGAGGAUGAACCAGAUGAUCCACAAUCAAUGGGGCAGAAUUCAUCAUAUCCCCUCAUCUCCAGAGAAUUUGUACGUCUCCAUGGCCGCGAUCUCUUCUCUUGUGCUGCCAACUGGUUUCUUGUUGAUAUCGUCUUCUACAGCAGCAACCUAUUCCAGUCCCAAAUAUAUAGAAAAUAUAUCGAUGACGAGCACCCAAAAUACAACGUCAAUCUCUAUCAAGAUGCUUUGCAUGUUGCUGUGUUGCAAGCAAUCAUUACAAUAUGCUCCACAAUCCCAGGUUAUUGGUUCACUGUCUACUUCAUUGAUCGAAUUGGAAGGCGAAAAAUUCAAAUGAUGGGGUUCUUUGUUAUGGCACUUGUUUAUUUCUCGAUUGGGAUACCCUAUAAAACUCACUGGGCAAAACACACAGAUAAGGGAUUCAUGGUCCUGUAUGGCCUCACUUUCUUCUUUGCUAAUUUUGGACCAAAUACUACUACUUUUAUAGUGCCUGCUGAGCUUUUUCCGGCGAGGUUUAGGUCAACUUGUCAUGGGAUCUCCGGGGCUUCGGGAAAGGUUGGCGCCCUGAUAGGAACGAUUGGAUUUCUAUGGGCUGCACAUGGUAAAAAUGACGAGCAUCUAAGGACGAGGAUCAAGGGGUCGUUGAUUGGUUUAGGUGUAGUUUGUAUUCUGGGAUUGGUGGUAACGUAUCUCUUCACACCUGAAACUAGGGGAAGAUCACUAGAAGAGAAUGAGAAUGAGAAUGGGAAUGAACAACAUGCUUGAUUAGGAAAUACUUGUUACAUGAUUAGAGACGCAUUUAUAAGUUCUUCCAUGUGUAUUCAAUAUAUAUUAGAAAUUUAUUCGA